AUGGACGAAUCACCUCAGAUGUUACUGACCGCCAACUUCCUGAAUACAGUAGUGGUUGAAGCCCACAAUUAUGGACAAGUCUUCCAAGAAUUAAACUCAGUAUUUCUGGUUCUAUCUAUCUUGUGGACAGGUCAGUGUCUGUUUGUUGACAAUGGCAACCCUUACACAGAUGGACCACUACGUAUUGGAGAGUUAUCACUAGCGAAAACUAUUGUCAAAAGUCCGCUUCAUAGCAAAGUUUUCUUUCCUCUGAAGCCCGACACAUAUGCGGCGGUAUAUUUUAUCGGAGGCCUGGGAGGAUUGGUUCCGACGGAAACCUAUGAGAUCUUCCUGUCCAAAGUUGCCUCGCAUGGAUUUUUUGUGUUUGGAGUCGACAUAUUAUUUCCAGCUUACUCAGAUUCUAAAAGAGCCUCAAAAUUUCCAGGAAAGCGUACUGAAGGCGACACAGUGGAGAAGCUCUACAGCCAACUAGUUUGGUUAAAGUCUUACAUGCGAAACCAGACAGAAUCGACGAUAGAUUGGAACCAAUUGGCGCUGGUUUGUCACUCGGCCGGAUGUGAUGAAACACUGAGACUGAUCCAUGGAAACCACACAAUGUACACGGCAGCAGCUUUUCUGGAACCCUACAGUAAGAACGCCAAGACACGGAUGACGUUUCAAAUGCCUGCAUUGAUGUACGGAACUGAGCUGUCGGAGGAGGGGGUUCAUUGUGCUGUUAAAGGUUUAGACUGGAACCAAUUCUACAAUGUCUGGCAGUGUCCCAGGAUUAAACUAGAGGCCAUUGGAUUCGGACAUUGUGACAUUCUGGAUCCCGAGGCAUGGGAAGGAUGUCACGUGACCCAUUUCUGUAAGACAACCAAUGAUACACGGCUAGCAGAAUACCGACAGUUUAUCCAGGGCGUGGUCUCCAGCUUCCUCAUGACGACCCUCCAGGGCCGAACUGACGCCAUUUCAUACAUAUCAAAUAUUAACAGCAUUCCGCUUCCCGUCAUGGAUCUGAAGUCUGAUUUCAACUGUUCGUUGAUGAAUUGA
Molecule: messenger RNA, 1032 nt
Organism: Ylistrum balloti
Lineage: Eukaryota; Metazoa; Mollusca; Bivalvia; Pectinida; Pectinidae
Exons: 7
Coding region: 1-1032 (343 amino acids)
Source: RefSeq, a predicted model, not a curated record